Messenger RNA from Arachis duranensis, 623 nucleotides. RefSeq names its product E3 ubiquitin-protein ligase SP1-like. Gene Ontology annotation, molecular function: ubiquitin-protein transferase activity. Gene Ontology annotation, biological process: protein ubiquitination. Lineage: Eukaryota; Viridiplantae; Streptophyta; Magnoliopsida; Fabales; Fabaceae. Bases 153 to 623 code for a protein of 156 amino acids. The record is from RefSeq and is a predicted model, not a curated record. The transcript has 6 exons.
UUUCUCUACGAUCGCCGCAUUAUUUCCUCAUUGCAAUUCAAAUCAUUUUCUAAUUUAAUUUUCCGAUUGGUUUGGUUCUGGAGUUUCUGCUAAUGACUCUAGCCUUUUAUCAUAGCUAGUGUUUUUUUUUUUUGAAAAAGUAGAAAGCUUUGAUGACGAUGAUUCCAUGGGGUGGAAUAAGUUGCUGUUUGAGUGCAGCUGCUCUAUACCUCCUUGGCAGAAGCAGUGGCAGGGAUGCUGAGCUUUUUAAAUCUGUAACAAGGGUCAAUCAAUUGAAGGAGCUGGCACAACUGUUAGAUGCAGAAAUCUUACCCUUGGUUGUUAGCAUUUCUGGGAGAGUUAGCUCUGAAACCCUAAUUCACUGUGAGUUCAGUGGUUUAAGAGGAGUAAUAGUUGAAGAAACGGCAGAGCAACAUUUUCUUAAACACAAUGAUGCUCGUUCAUGGAUACAAGAUUCUGCUUUAAUGUUAUCCAUGAGUAAAGAAGUUCAUUGGUAUCUGGAUCUCCUCAAUGUUCACUCUUAUCUUGAUUGGGACGUGCUUACCAAAAGUGAUGCUAGAUUUCUCUACAUUUUUUCUGAGACAGUCGUAUUCUCAGCUGAAUCAGGGCAAAGUGGAUUAUGA